Messenger RNA from Opisthorchis viverrini, 1186 nucleotides. RefSeq lists its product as hypothetical. The coding region runs from base 16 to 1074 and encodes 352 amino acids. The record is from RefSeq and is a predicted model, not a curated record. The transcript has 5 exons. Gene Ontology annotation, molecular function: RNA binding. Lineage: Eukaryota; Metazoa; Platyhelminthes; Trematoda; Opisthorchiida; Opisthorchiidae. Gene Ontology annotation, cellular component: catalytic step 2 spliceosome.
UUGUUACUCAGUCCUAUGGAUGAAGACGCAGAAGAUCUGUUCGUGAUUGACAAAAGUGGCGUGGCCCAAAGUUCCCAACUCCCCAGAAUCAUCUACGACCCGACAGUCAAGGAAGACCUCAGUGAGGUUCCAACUCCAGCUACGGAACGUUCAGCCGCUCCUGCUAGACCCCGAAGACCAGUUACGGGCAAACGAUAUCAUGAAGUUGAAGACUUUUCAAAGUUUCGCCCUGGUUUAAUGUCAGAUAAGUUGCGGCACGCACUAAAUCUGGCAGCUCAUGAAAUUCCGAUUCAUAUAUACCGUAUGCGCACUCUAGGCUAUCCUCCAGGCUGGUUACGGAAAGCUCGAGUGGGUGGUGAACUCACAAUGUUCGAUUCAGUCGCAGCUUUGGCUGAGGACACUGAAGUCAAAUACAACCGAGAUCUACUCGUUAGUUUCAUGGGUUUUAACACCCAAAUAGAGUAUCCGUACAUAGAUGAGUGUGAUGUGCUAAACUGUCCGAGAAUGCAAAGCCAUCACAUGUUGGAUAACUUCUAUGCUGCACUGUCACGCUCAUCACGUCUAUCGUCGGAGCACAAUAAUGAAAACCCAUCUUUGGCAGGAACAGUUGCCUCCAACACUUCUAAUGGGAAGAAUGAUGACGGUGGCGCGAAAGACAAGAGUUCAGAUCGUUCUAAUUCCCAAAUUUUGCUCAUCAGCGCCUCGGAAGAUGGGACGCCGACACCCAGUAGACCUUCAGGCAUGGCAGAUGGAUCAAAUGCUGAUGGCGCCUCUUCGUCUGCGAAGCGUCCAAACAUUGACGCAUUUAGCGUAGGCGUGCAGCCGUUUCGACCGUUCGAAAAUCUCCCAGGAACGGAAGGUGCUUACAAACGUGUACUUCAAACUCUUCGCAACUCGCGCAACGGGGCAUCGGUCAAUGACACACCAUCGGCUUCGCGCGACUCAAACCACUCUGCAUCUGGUUCUAAUGCCUCGUUCAAGACAUCAACUCCUCACAGACGAUCCCACGAUCAGCAUUCGACGUACAAUCAUCCAUACUCACGAAGUCCUCACAUGAGUAGGAGGUAUCGCUAAUAUGCACCUCAUUCUACUCGAGCCAAGAGCUAAUUAUUAAGUCUUAAUCUUUGCAAAGCCUCGCCCUGUUUUCAUCCUGGGCGUUGUUGUAUAUAUUUAUAAAUUACUUUCU